Setaria italica (foxtail millet) is the source of this 819-nucleotide messenger RNA. RefSeq names its product pectinesterase inhibitor 8. Gene Ontology annotation, molecular function: enzyme inhibitor activity. The coding region runs from base 124 to 690 and encodes 188 amino acids. The transcript has a single exon. The record is from RefSeq and is a predicted model, not a curated record. Lineage: Eukaryota; Viridiplantae; Streptophyta; Magnoliopsida; Poales; Poaceae.
CUCAAAAUCUUGUCUCAGUUGUCCCAUCCCAGCAAAAGGAAAGCCGCCGCGAGCUUAUAUCAUCACUCCCUUGGCGACACAGAGCACGCAACAGGAUCAAUUGGUCGAUCGACGACGACGACGAUGAAGCCGACGACGCCGACCGCUCGCCUCCUCGCCGCUGGCGCGCUGGCCGCCGCGGCGGUCGCGCUCGGCUGCCUCGCCGCCGGCGCCGGCGCGACGGUGGUGACGACGUGCAGGGCGGCGGCAGACAGCGACGCGCGCGUGGACUACGGCUUCUGCGUGGCGGAGCUGGGCAACCACCGCGAGAGCCCCGACGCCGACACCUGGGGCCUCGCCAAGGUGGCGGCGCUGACGGGCGUCAACAACGCCGACGACGCCGUCUACGACGCCAAGGCACUGCUCGCCAAGCCCGGCGCCGCCGCCGGCGGUCCGGCGCGCGCCGCGCUGGAGCAGUGCGCGAAGCUGUACGACUCCAUGGGGUUCGCGUUCGCCGAGGCGGAGGACGAGAUCAACAACCGCCACUACGCCGCCGGGAAGGGGAAGGCGGCGGAGGCGGCGUCCCUCGCGCACCAGUGCGACGACGCCCUCGCCAAGGCCGGCGCCGUCCCCUCGCCGAUGGCGCAGCACAGCUCCUACUCUGUGAAGAUCGCCACCGUCUGCACGGCCAUCACCAACCUCAUCAAGUGAAUACCGUAGGUGGUUUUGCUACUGUAGUGUAUAAAAAACGUGGUCGACGAUCGAGUUGACAGCACACGUCAAAAUGUUGUGCCUUGGAAAACUUGAGACAAUAAAAGAGUGUGGUUUUUGUUAGUGGAA